Messenger RNA from Polypterus senegalus (gray bichir), 3381 nucleotides. Its product is annotated as WW domain binding protein 1-like. The record is from RefSeq and is a predicted model, not a curated record. The coding region runs from base 56 to 1198 and encodes 380 amino acids. NCBI's taxonomy places the organism in Eukaryota, Metazoa, Chordata, Cladistia, Polypteriformes, Polypteridae. The transcript is spliced from 4 exons.
UUUGUCAUGGCCUUGUUUCUAAGGGGGCUUCGGUGAAGUGGAGUUAAAACUCUUUAUGUUAAGGCAGUCUAAGUGGACCCUCUGUUUGUUUCGGUUUCGUCACUUCUAUGGCCGGAUAGAAGAAAGAAAGAAAGAGACAAGAGGGAAGGAGAUGGAGCGACGCGUUUUAAAAAUGGGCAUCUUUUUGUUUAGUGCCGUGCCCGUCAGUUUUUCGACUGAGAGUGUGUCCGAGAAAAAAAUUGUCUGCUAUGGUGUGAAUAAUCAGAGCUACAGCUGUGAAACUGGACAUUGCUGUGGGGAGUCGCAGUGCUGUAAUUACUACUAUGAACUGUGGUGGUUUUGGCUGGUUUGGACUAUAAUUAUUAUAUUGAGCUGUUGCUGUGUUUGUCAUCAUCGGCGCACAAAGCAUCGUCUACAGCAGCAGCAAAGGCAGCAUGAAAUCAACUUAAUUGCCUACAGAGAAGCCCACAACUAUGCCUCCCUUCCAUUCUACUUCAGGUUUUUGCCAAAUUAUCUCUUACCAGCUUAUGAGGAAGUGGUAAACAGGCCACCAACUCCUCCUCCUCCUUAUAGUGCCUUACAGCCAUGUCCUCCACCUGGAAGUGGCGUUAUAAAUUUAGAACAGGUUGAAAGAAAUCCCCAUGCAAUACAAGGUAGCCCUACACCUGUAGCAGAUGUUCUCUCUGCACGACCUGGUGAUCUUGACCCUCAGCCACCAUUGGACUACAUUCAGCAGGCUAUCCUAGAACCGCCUCCUGCCAUAGAACGUGAUGGACAAGUUGCAUGUAGCAAUGAGAUGGCUGAUAGUGUUUCUUUCCCAGACAAAGAGGAAGAUUGUCAGAAAGAGCUUUUGAAAGACUUCAGUUCUGAAAGCUUUUCAGAAGAUAAAGAAAAAACACCUGGAAGGCACCGGCGUUUCACUGGAGAUUCUGGCAUCGAAGUUUGUGUUUGUCGUGGAAGGGAAGAUGAUGGGCUCCUUGAUGAUAAUUUGGAUGGACCAAUGGACUUCUGUGAAGGCUGCAAUUCCUGUGAAUCUCAGCCUUGUGGGGAUGAGGAACAAGGAAUGGUUUACCCAGAGAGACAUCAAGAAAAUGGUCAGCCCCAGCCAUCACGGCAUCCUGUGUGCCUGCUUUUGCACACCAUAAAUGAGCAGGAGUUGCCGCAUGCCCCAAAUGGAAGCAGUGACCCUCAAAGCUGAGCACAAGAGACUUGAGGAAGAAGCUUAACAGGGGAAAAUGUUUAUUUGGUUCACUACUGUGGUUGAUUUGUGGCCAUCAUUUAUACUAAGAACAAAUUUAAGCCAUAUGUGAAUUAUGUGCUGUCCUACUUUCCUUUUGCAGGACGGUCUUGACAUUUGUGGUAAAGAAAAAUGCAGGAAUUGUUGUCUGAGAAACUCAGUAAUUCUAUGUUUGUGAAGCAAAGGUGUUUCUUUGCAUGUUGGUUGCGCUGUCUUAAUGUGAAGCAGGUCAUGUAGGGUUCUUGGUGCCCAUGUUCAUACUGACAGGACAGGCUCAUAUGGGGAAGAAACUGCAAAGGAAGAAGCCUUAGUAGCUGUUAAAGAGUUUUGUUGUGUUAACUCCUCAGAGUACGGCUGUAGAGAGCUGUUCCAAAAGACACUGUUUUAAAAAAUAUAUACAAAAACACAAAAUGGUUUAAAGAAUAAUGGAAAUCCUACAUCAUGGUUAACAUGUAUAAAAUACAGUAAAAUGUGUUUGGAAAGUUUUCAGCUUUUUUGGUUUUCUCAUACUCGAGACAUUUGAUUAUUAAGGGGGUUCAUUCAGUGUUCGAUGUGGUAUGCAAAUCUUUGAAUGCUUGUGUGACAUUUAUAACAAAAGGGUCAUUUAAUUGUCCUGGCCUUUCAAUGAAAUAACCAUUAAAAAGAUACAGACAAGGGGAUUAAAAGAGUGUUGUUAGUUUAAGAGCCUGUAAUUGAUUUUUUUUUUUUUUUUUUAAUGCAUUAUUUCUGAGUAACUGGCCUUCGGGUCACUUAUCUAUAGUGAAUUUUAUAUAUGUAAUUCUGCAGACCUGUUCAAAAAUACUGCUGGGUACGCUGAAAUGUUUUCUGUAGACAUUUUUUUGCCCCUACAGGAUUUUGACCUUGGCUAUGGAUAUGGAAAGUAACUUGAAUUUUUUGUUUUUAUGGCUUUGACUAUGCAUUUUUUUCCUAGAAAUCUCAAAUUGGGCUUGUUGGCAGCAGAAAGCUAGUGUUAUGCAUUUGCACAAAUUUAAACUUUAAAAAUGAAGUUGAAAUGAUUUAGUUUUAAUUUUUUACAAAGAUAAUUCAAGUCGACUUCGAUUUACCUGCAGUUUGAUUUUUGCUAUUCAUUUUUUGUGUUAUUAGCAAAUUGACCCCAAUGUAUGUUUAAGGAGUGUUUCUUUAUUGUUCCAGUUUGUUUUUUAAGGCGACAGGUCAUUUUAUUGACAACUUUUAGUAUUUUCAGAAAAUGACUUUGCAGACCUGUUGACUGCAGUGCAGUUGUAGCUACCUGAGGCUGAUUACAAAUGAAACAUUCCAGUUAACUGAACCAUAAAACUUUCACUUACUGAGUAGGUAGGUGUAUGGUAAGGUAGGCAGGUGUCACAUGACUUUGCAUUGAAACCACCAGUUUCCAAAAUAAAUUAACCAAACUUGAAUUUUUGUUAUCUGCCCACACAAGUCCUGUGUGUCAGUCAUUUAUAAACUUUCUCAUUAGCAGAUUUUAUUUUUUUUAAGUAUAUUUUAUCCUUAACUAGAAUGCACUCUUUAUUUUACAAUCUAUCUUAACCACUUCCAUCUGGGCAAGAAAUUUUGCUUGGUUAAAAGAAAAAAAGCAUAUAAAAAAAGUACAUUUCCUUAAAAAUUCCUGUGGUAGUCUGAGGUUCUGCAAGUAGGGGUGCUGAGGGGGCUUCUGCCUCCUCGUGAUUCUUAAGUUACCGCUUACCUGACUGUGGUCCUGCACUCUUGUAGUGAAGCUUGGCGUCCCCCCAAGAUGUGCUUCUGUGCCAAUGAGAGAGGUGCUGCGGGUGAGAGACCACUUGGAAUAAUGUACUGUUAAUUGACUUAGUACUUUUAGACUGGUUAUUAGGAAUUUUUUUUUUUUUUUUUAAUUUUGUGUUACUCAAUCAGAAGUAAUUAAUGCUUUUAAUAUUCAUUUGAUUUGUAUCUGUGAGUCUGUGGUUUUCCUAAGAAUAGUAAGUCUAAAUUUUCAUUUGUGACUGACUCAAAGUGUUACUAGUUUCUUUGUUAAUUAACUAUUCCUAUCACUGUUAUGGCUGGUAAUAUUGGUGCGCAGUCGUGGGUCUUAAAUGGCUUCUGCUGUCUAGGGUUUGAGGGGUUUUUGUUUUGUUUUUUUGUUUUGAAUGCACAUCUGUUGAGCAAACCACUGUUUGUGAGCUGCUCUG